Molecule: messenger RNA, 681 nt
Organism: Rotaria sp. Silwood1
Lineage: Eukaryota; Metazoa; Rotifera; Eurotatoria; Philodinida; Philodinidae
Source: the annotation of a GenBank genome assembly
AUGUUUAUUGAUUCAAUAGUUGUUAAUAAAAUGUUAAAUGAAGAUAUAUCAAUAAUUGAUUCAUUAAAUUAUCGUCGAAUAAGUUGUACAUUAUAUCGUCAUCAUAAAAUAAUUCCAACACGAUGGUCAUUUAUAUUUAUGGAAAUUUCAUUAUCAAUAAUAUAUCUUAGUUUCUUUAUUAUCACUAAUUCAAUUAUUCAAGAAAAUAAUAAAAAAGAAAAUUUAUUUUUGUUUAAAGUUUUAUGGAAAAUGUCACUAAAUGGAUGGAUUAUAUUUGAAUAUGUAUCAUAUAAAACUUUAUUAUUCGUAUUUAUAAUAUUAAAUAUUCGAUUAAUAUCAUAUUCAAUAUUAAUGGGACAAUUAUUUAAUUCAUUUACUCGUUUAUUUAUAUUAAAAAUAAUAUUGUGGAUAAUUCUAUUAAUAAGAUUUAAUGAAAAUCUCUCAUAUAAAUAUGAAAUAAUAUUAUGUAUUAAUCCAUAUAAUUCAUUAAUUUAUAUUCUUCGUUAUUUAUUUCAAUAUGAAAGAACAAUGAUUUAUGUUAAUUUAAAUAAAAAACUGUAUCAAUCAACAACUUUUUUAUCAAUGAUUUAUUUUAUUAUUAUUAUAUUUAGUCAUAUAUAUUGGAUACUUAUUUGGUAUUUUGAGAAAAUUUAUCCUGGUCACUUUUUUUGUCUUUAUUGA